This is a messenger RNA of Meloidogyne enterolobii, 621 nucleotides long. The record is from the annotation of a GenBank genome assembly. Lineage: Eukaryota; Metazoa; Nematoda; Chromadorea; Rhabditida; Meloidogynidae.
UUCCGGCAUAUUUUGAUAGAGGUUCGAGUGUCUAAUAAGUUGUUCGGAGUGUUCCCCUUCCCUUCUGAAUUUUUUCUAAUCAAAAAAUUUCAGAAAAAGAAGAAACAUAAGAGACCUAGAGGGCAUCUAAAUUGGGAAGAUGAGGAAGAAGAAAGUGAGGAUGAGUCAAGUGGAAGUGAUGAAGCACCGACAAAGCGUUACAAACUCAAAUCAGUCCAAGAAAGACUUCGAAAAACAGAAAAAGCAAUGAAUGAAAUUUUGAGUCAAUUAGAAUUAAUUGCAACAAAUAAAGAAGUAUUAAAUGAAGGGGAAGAUAAAUCUGUUGAAGAUGAAAAUAGAUUGAAAGAGGAGACACAAAAUAUGGAAGAAAGUUUGGAAAAAUUGAAGAAACUUUCUGCGAUUUAUAAGAAAAAUGAACAGAUAAAAAAUUCCUUUAGAAACAAAUGUGAAGAUUCUGAAGAAGAGGAAGAAGGUGAAGAAAUAAAUGAUAAGGAAGAAUUCUCUACAAGUUCUGAAGAGGAAGAGAUGAGUGAAUUGGAAGAGGAAAUUGAGGAAGAAAAUGAUAAUAAAAAUGAAGAUGAUGAAGAAAUUGAAGAGAAAGAUGUAAGGAAAAGAAGGUAA